This is a messenger RNA of Oryzias melastigma (Indian medaka), 3238 nucleotides long. It is a transcript of the gene zbtb44, whose product is annotated as zinc finger and BTB domain containing 44. The transcript is spliced from 6 exons. The record is from RefSeq and is a predicted model, not a curated record. Gene Ontology annotation, molecular function: protein binding. The coding region runs from base 606 to 2615 and encodes 669 amino acids. Lineage: Eukaryota; Metazoa; Chordata; Actinopteri; Beloniformes; Adrianichthyidae.
ACCUGAGAAAAAGUUAAGCACAUUAAAGGAGUGCUCAGUUGUGGUAUAUUGUUGUUUUAUACCACCAGGCAACUACUAGUAGGCCAUACAAAGACUACUAUUUUAAAAUAACUUAUUUUUUUACAUUUGGGUUAAAGGAAAGUUGUGAUAAAUCUCAGUGCAUUUUUUAGUUAAAUUCGUCUGAACUAGCAUUUAUAUAUGUAGACAUAUAAAAUAUGCUAAAAGUUGUUUUCAUGUUAGCUGUGAAAGCUGUCAAAUGUUACACUUCCUGUUUCCUCCAGCCAGCACUGUAGGGGCUCCGCGGUGCAUUGUGGGAGUAAAAACAGACUGUCGGGGGACACAAAGGACCGAAACGAGAAUAUUUGCAAGUCUGGGGUCGAUUGACUGGUGAUGCGGGUGGUCGUGAACAGUAACUAAAGCUGUCUCGAGGCCGCUGGGCGGCUGGCAUCCGCAGGAAGCGCGCGGGGAAUGAGACCACGCGCAGCGGAGCGACGCCGCUGCUUCUCCCGCUGAGCAUUGCCCGCGGAGCCGUUGGUCACCCGAGGCCCGGCCGCUACCGCACGCCUCGCACCUGAACGAGUUGUCGUCUGUAAAGAGACUCCAGCAUGGGGGCCAAAACCUUCACCCACAGUUCUGCCUCCCACAGCCAGGAGAUGCUGGAGAAGCUCAACGCCCUGCGGAAUGAGGGGCACCUGUGUGACGUCACCAUCAGGGUCCAGGACAAGCUCUUCCUGGCUCACAAAGUGGUCCUGGCCUGCUGCAGCGAGUUCUUCCGCUCCAAGCUGGUGGGCCGACCUGACGAGGAGGACAAAUUUGUGUUGGACCUCCAUCAUGUUACCGUCAGCGGGUUUGCGCCGCUGCUGGAGUAUGCGUACACCUCCACCCUCUCCAUCAGCACGGAGAACAUCAUCGACGUCCUGGCAGCUGCCAGCUACAUGCAGAUGUUCGCGGUGGCCAGCACGUGCUCCGAGUUCAUGAAGUCCAGCAUUCUGUGGAGCCCGUCCAACAACAGCAACAACAACAACAACAUCACUACAGAGAAGCCACAUGAGUCCGCUCCGGAGAGCGCCUCGUCAAACUGCGCUCUGACGCCACUGGACGGCAGCGUGUCUCCUGUGUCCUCGGACUGCAGCGUGAUGGAGAGAAACGUUCCCGUGUGCCGCGAGUCACGGCGGAAACGCAAAAGCUUUGUGACCAUGGCGUCGCCCGAGAGUCCUCUCAAAUGCACCACGCAGAUGGUCACCACGUCCCCCCAGAUCCCCAACCCGUCCCCGUCUUUUUCGGAUGGCACAGCACAGCCCGUGGAGUCUUCCCUCGCCUUUCCCUGGACUUUCCCCUUUGGCAUCGACCGUCGGUUCCACUCUGACAAGUCCAAGCACUCAGAAAGCCCUCGCUGUCUGGAGCAGGGCAACUCUGCCGGCUCAGAGGUGGUGGUCAGCCGCCGGCUGACUGACUUCCUGUCUUGCGAGAGCUCCAAAGUCGUGUCCUCCCCCACAGCAGCAGAGGAGGAGGAUGUCCGCGUGAAGGUGGAGCGUCUGAGUGACGAGGAGGUCCAGGAGGCAUCAUCGCAGCCGGUCAGCGCCUCCCAGAGCUCGCUGAGUGACCAGCAGACGGUUCCGGGGAGUGAGCAGGUCCAAGAAGAGCUCCUCAUCAGUCCGCAGUCGUCUUCUAUAGGUUCAAUGGAUGAGGGUGUGUCGGAGGGCUUACCGUCGAUGCAGGGCACCUCGAACGCUGGAGGACACGCAGAGGAUGACGAGAGGUUGGAAGGGAUUCAGUACCCGUAUCACCUGUAUAUAAGCCCGUCGGCUCGGCCUGGCACCAACGGCCCUGACCGGCCUUUUCAGUGUCCGACCUGCGGAGUCAGAUUCACACGCAUUCAAAACCUGAAGCAGCACAUGCUCAUACACUCGGGCAUUAAGCCCUUCCAAUGCGACCGCUGUGGGAAAAAGUUCACUCGGGCCUACUCCCUAAAGAUGCAUCGGCUGAAGCACGAAGGUAAACGCUGUUUCCGGUGCCAGAUUUGUAGCGCCACAUUCACGUCCUUCGGUGAAUAUAAGCACCACAUGAGGGUCUCCCGACACAUAAUCCGCAAGCCGCGGAUUUAUGAGUGCAAAACAUGCGGCGCCAUGUUCACCAACUCUGGCAAUUUAAUUGUACACCUGAGGAGUCUGAACCAUGAGGCGUCCGAGCUAGCAAACUACUUCCAGAGCAGUGAUUUCCUCGUGCCCGACUACCUGAGCCAGGUACAGGAGGAGGAGGAGGCGCUGGGAGUCCAGUAUGAACUGGAGGAGUCUCAGCAUCACCACGCCUUCCCGGGCAGCUCCUCCGCCGCCGCUACCUCCACUGCCACCUCGUCCUCCUCCUCGGUCCAGCUGCCCGUCAUCUCCCAGGUCUCGUCCUCCACCCAGAUCAGCGAGACCUCCUCCGGCUUCCUGUCACCCGAAGCCCUGGACCCUCUAGAGGCCUCGGCUGUCCUCAAGGCGCACACAGCCGGGACGGCGGGCAUGACGGUGGAGACCAAGCUGGAUGAGGGCGCGGCAUGCAGCUCCCCGGAGGAGUCUGAGGAGGAUCUGCACUCUCACAGCAAGGAGGUGGCUUCCAUCACCAUUGAGUGAUUCAAGUCUUCUGCUUGCCUUUAGCACAGUCGUCAUAUGGGAUUAUCUGUUGAGCGGGAGGAGCCUCUGGACGUGGACACGCCUCCACCGACGGAGGUCCUCUAGAAUCUGAAGCACUUAUUUCUCUGAGACUCUGGACAGCAGGAUGGCUGUCCUUUUUCCCAUGGGACCUGAACGCAGCGCUAACUGACUGAACGUUGGUGGUGUGUUAAUUCCAAGCCUUGCUCUUCUUUGGAAAGUGCCUGAGAGUUCACCCUUCCAGCAGACGUGGAAGGGUUCGCUGAACGCGACAGACGGAGUCUGCAGACUGAACCCCGGAGACUCAUCUGUGGACUGAAUUCCAGAAACUGUUCUUACUUUGGUGCCGUGGUUAGCGGCAGCUCUGUUGUGUCCACGGUAUCUAUCCUGCAAUAGCUUGUACUGUAGAUCUGCUGUUGGGUGUCGUGAAACAUGAAGUGCCAGACGUGUGUGCAUUUCUAUGAUCAACACAUUUCAUUUUUAGACUUGGAAAACUUGAAACUUUAUCGACAGUGUUUCCUAAAGACGUUGGUGCCGUGACUCCUGUUUCUAACCUGUUUUUAACUUUGAGUGGAUUCAUAAAUGAUACAAUGUGACUUUGACAA